Nerophis ophidion (straightnose pipefish) is the source of this 8637-nucleotide messenger RNA. RefSeq names its product pleckstrin homology domain containing, family A member 6 (gene plekha6). The coding region runs from base 378 to 4121 and encodes 1247 amino acids. The transcript has 28 exons. NCBI's taxonomy places the organism in Eukaryota, Metazoa, Chordata, Actinopteri, Syngnathiformes, Syngnathidae. The record is from RefSeq and is a predicted model, not a curated record.
GUGUCAGAAAAAGUGUCAUGGCAGCUUAAGGAAUGAUUUGAAAAAAAACAAGCAGGAUUACCGGUAAUGACGGGUGAAUCCUGGACGGGGUGAAACUUGCUGUGUCCAUGGGGAGGAAUAAGUGGUGCUGGAACAUUACUGCCGCGCGGGGGACCUCUCCACUGGACCCCCCGCUUCUUCGGGGCAGCGCGAACGGCUUCGGAGGAGACUUCAGGCCCACAGUCGAGUCUUUCCUGCUCCCAAGCCACGAGCUCCAACCACAACCCUAAGUCGAAGGGUUCCUCCCGUGGUUUCGACGCGGAAAAACAACUUGAUGCUCGGAUCCUACUGUGAAGACUCUUCUUCGGCAUGGUAAUGCCGGUGUAGUUUUCCCGUGGAUGCGUCGAAGCAGAACACAGCAAAGACCAGUGGGUCCUUCUGGUAAGCAGCCCAUUCCAGCCACGCCACAGCAUGUUGUAGGCGGUGGCGAUCAGACCGACAGAAAGCAAGAACGGAGAGGUGACGUGAAAAAAAGGGGGUCACAGAAAAAAAGUCAACAUGACACCAGUAGACCAGCUGGACCCGCAAUGAGCUCCAUCCAGCUGCAAGACACCACACCGACACACACCAACCGGCAGAGCUGUGAUUUGGACAUGAACGGGAAAGAGAACGCUGCCGCCAAGAAGAUCAGCCACUCUAAAAGUAACACCAUGGUUUCGGAGCUGCAUCAGGAAGUCCACCCAUGUGGCCGAACAUCCCGCAAUCCCAGGAAGGCGGCGACAUUCGGGAAGCGCUCCAACUCCAUGCGCAGGAAUCCCAAAGCACAGGUGACCCGAGCAGGAUGGCUGUACAAGCAGGCCAGUAGCGGAGUGAAGCAGUGGAACAAGAGGUGGUUUGUCCUCUCUGACAGAUGCCUCUUUUACUACAAAGAUGAGAAGGAGGACGCCGUGCUAGGGAGUUUGCCUCUGCUCAGUUUCCGGAUCGGAGGAGCGCAGCCUUCGGACAACAUCACCCGCAAGUUUACCUUCAAGGUUUGGUUGGAGGAGGAGGAGGAGGAGCAGGAGGAGGACGAGGAGGAGGAGCUAAAAAGUCCGGCUGUGUUUUGCAUGCAGGCGGAGCACGCCGGGACCAGAACCUACUUCUUCAGCACGGACAGCCAUGAAGAGCAGACGGAGUGGAUCAAAGCCAUGAGCGAAGCGGCGGAGGUCAACGUUACUCCGACACAAAGAAUAAAUUCAAAUACGACAGAUGAUCAUAACCAGACCAUGGUGACAAGAGACCCUAACCCAAAAACGGAACUGAAAAGUCAAAGGCAUUCACCAAACACAAGUUGCACUCGGGUGGACAAUUUGGAAACUCCACCACCGUCGACCCCUUGCUCGGAUCACGACACUGUGAAACCGAACAUGAGACCAAAAGAAGUCGGGGGCAAAACUGAAGAUGAAGGCGGAGGACCCGGCUCCAAUCGUGCUGUUCAACCAACCCACCAUCCAAAUGGUUGGAACAACCACUGUCCUCCCGGCGCUAUUCCCCAAAAUUACAACGGCAAGCCCACUCAUCCCCAGACUCCCAAUAGUAGCGGUGCACCUCCAAGACAACCAGAGGCCGGUGUCAGACCACCGCAGGACACAAGGGAGCAGCAGCAGAAUGUCGUGCUCAGGAGGGGGGUUCUGCCCAGGACUGCCCCAGAGAAAGUGGCCCAAAGGAAGAGCUCCAUGGCCCAGCUGCAGCAAUGGGUCAAUCAGCGGCGAGUCCCGACGUCCCAGGAGGACCUCCACAGUCCAUCCCGCUACUACCCAGUGAGUCAAGGUGUCGACUACUACGGCUACCCAAGUGGCCCCCAGUACGUGGAAGAGUACCCACUGUACCCGCCAGGAGUACGGCCUGAUAGCAUUUGCACCGUCUCUGCCGUGGGCGGGUACGACCACCGCUGGGCAGUCGAGGACAAGCGACGCUCGCUGAGGGAUGGGCCUCACCAGUUUUACGACCCGCCGAACCCGAGGGACUCUUGGGGACCGCAGUACUACAGCGGUGUGGAAAAGACCUUGAGACGCCUUUCUAUCCAGCCACGUUCCAGGUCCGUGCCCCGGUCGCCGUCGUUGUCCUCCAGCGGGGCUUACUCGCCGGUGUCGCACAACUUUGCCUCGCCGGCUCGAUCGCCGUCCGCCCGCUUCGAUUGGUUUUCGGGAAGGAUGAGGGACGACAUGGUCUACGCCGAUCCGUCGGUCUAUAACCUACGGAGAUCCCUCAGCUCGCCAAAGUAUGACUACCCGGGUGAUAGGAGGUCCAUAGGUCCCGGAUUAUACCACUACAACUAUCCUGUAUCCCCUUCCAUCCACAGUAAAAUGGAUGACAUGUUAGACCACCAGCUCCAGCGCAACCUGGAUUAUUUAGACCAGCAGGUGCUGGAGGGAAUUGGUAUGGUUACACGAAGGGUGGAGAGGUCCUCCUCGACAGCAAAGCUGUGUAUACAAGUGCCCCCUUUCCAUGAUGUCUACAGACAGUUACACCCUACACUGAAGCUCAAUGAGAUCGAAACGAGCAAACUCUUGGGCCGGCUGUGUGAACAGAACAGAAUUGUGAAAGAUCACGAAGCCGUGGUCCACAGACUGAGAAUGGACAAGGACAGCCUUGAGGAGGCGCUAGUGAAAACUCACCAGGAGAUGGAGAAGUACCAUACCCAGCCUGUGGCCAUGGAAAAACUACAGAUGAAAAAGGAAACCCUACAAAACCAGCUCAUCAACAUCAGAGGGGAGCUUUCGCAGGCCUCCAGUACUUUAACUACCACUCGUAUGGAAUUCGAAGCCCUGGAGGAUGAGGCCCACGCCAUUCACGGAGAUCUGUGGGAACAACUCAAUGCAGGGGUGCAGAGCGAAUUGGUCCGAAGGCACAUACAGAAAGAGUUUUGGAGAGUCCAGGACGUAUUAGAAGGCCUGCAUAAGAAUCACUCAUCCAGAGGCACUGACACAGCCAAGCACAGCAGAGUGGCCAGUGGUGCUAUGGGCUCCUUUAGCACCAAUAGUCCAGCCAGUCCCCUCAGCUCAGUAAGCCUCACCAGUCCUCUCAGCCCUUACUCCCCAGUGCCCGGCUCCCAGGUCUCCCCCUCUAAACAGCUGGGCCCGGAGGAGAGCGUACCCCCAAGGCCGCCCCUCCCUAAGUCCUAUUUCCCUUUGGAACCUUCCAAUACCUUCCCCCCUUCUAUCCCCCCCUUGCCCCUUGACAGCACCACCUGGCUACGAAGCUUGGGCAUCGAGGAUGGGUACUUUGAUGGUGAAGAUUCUCACAUCAGAAAGGCUAGGUUUGGAGAGCCCAAUAAUAUCAGUGACAUGCUGGAACCGGGCCCAGAUCGGCAAUCCACCAUGAAUAAAGUUGGGAUUGUGCCUCCAAGAACCAAGUCGCCCGCUGAAGACUCGCACAGAGUGCCCUGGAAUCACGGCGGCGUCUCGAACGGGAUUUCUAGGGAACGUCCAAAGAGUGCUGUGUUUCCAGCGGAUGUUAGGUCUAAGAUGAGCGUGGAGGAACAAAAUGAACGAAUUCGUCGCCACCAGAGCAGCUCUAUGCGGGACAAGAGGAGGAGUCUGAAUCUUUCUGGCGGACAAUCUCCGGCUAGCUACAGAGUGAUUCGUAGGCGGGUAACAGCUCAUGAGAUUGACAUCAAGGAUUUGGAGUCAGCGGUCCGAGGCCAGGGGCUGGAGUCACCUCGCGAGGAAAUUGCCCGAUUAAGGCGGUUACAGGUUGAACCAGAACACUACGACCUAGACAUCAGCAAAGAGCUGAUGGCUCCUGACAAGGUUCUGAUCCCAGAGCGCUACCUGGAAAUGGAAGACGACGCACCUCUGAGCCCCGAGGAGGAAAAGGAAAAGCAGAAAAAACUGGAACGGAUCAAGACCCUUAUUGCCAAAUCCAACCUGCAAAACCUGGUUCCUGUGCUGGACGGCCCAGUGGAGGGAGGAGCGCCGGUCAACUCCCAGCAGCAGUUGCAGGAGCAGGAGAAGCGCAUUGAGAUCUCCUGCGCCCUGGCUGCUGAGGCAUCGCGUCGCAGCCGAAUCCUCUCUGCCCAGUGUGCACCCAGUCCCCCCACUUCCCCAACCAGCCCGGCCCCCACCCCAUCCUCUGCUGACUCUCCCACUAUGAAUGCCUGAGUGGGAGCAGCUCAAGCCUUGUCUGCUGUCAAAUUUGACGGAGCAUCUUUUUGAAAAAUUGACUGUCUGAAAUGACGAAAACAAGAAGAUGUCCUCAAACAAACCCAGUGACUAACAAUUUUUUAAGGACCCCGAUCCAACAAAAGCACGGCAAACUCGUCACAGUAGACAACGGAGCCUCUGGACUUUGGAGCAAGUUUCUCAGACUACUCUCCUACCCAAAGCUGCAACCAUUGGUCAGUGAUGAUGUAAGUUUCCCGCCGCAUCAAGAGAACCCCAGCUCUGUCUUUCCUUCGUCAUCAUGAUAUUUUAGUAUACUUUAGCUCAGGACAUAAUCAUGAAUACUUUAUACUGGUAAUAAAAGUUAUCAAGCUGAGGCUAUUAAACGGUUCAUAGUAUGAGGUGUGUCAGAAAAGUUCCAGGACUGGUUUUCGAAUACCCUUCGGAGUAGAGUGGUAUUCACAAGAUCUGGGAUACGACCAAUCUCUUGGUUAGUUCCUAUGCUUUAAAUUCGGGUUAGGAACCUCCCAGUUGCUAGUUGGCUUAGCGAAUGUUACCAUGGACCCUCUGACCAAAAAAAUCUAGUGUCUGACUGGCAAGACCUCAUUUUGUUUUUCCAACCAUGGGAACAAAGACGUCGAUCAUGAUUAUUGAAUUAUCCCAAAAAAAAACAAGAGAGGUGUGUGUGUAUAGCCAAUAGGGUUGAACGGUAUACCGGUACUGGUAUAGUAUCGCAGUACUAAUGAAUCAAAUAUGGUACGAGUCAUGCCAAAGACUAUAAAAAUGGGACCCAUUACCUCCCUGCUUGGCACUCAGCAUCAAGAGUUAGAAUUGGGGGUUAAAGCACCAAAAACUACUCCCGGGCGCGGCCACCGCUGCUGCUCACUGCUCCCCUCACCUCCCAGGGAGUGAACAAGGGGAUGGGUCAAAUGCAGAGGACAAAUUUCACCACACCUAGUGUGUGUGUGUGUGUGACAAUCAUUAGUACUUUAAAUUUAACUUUAAAUUUAUUUCUGGUCACCUUUUCCCGGGCAGAUGGGCAACAGGGCAGAUCGGCUGGAUCAAAAGAGACGUUGGAGAUGCUUUGCUGAACAACAAAUUUCUUUAUUACAAGCGAGUGUCAUUAUUCAGGACUGUAGUACCCGGAGGAGGUUAAUUCCCCCCCAAAAAUGCGAUACUCCUAACAUGGAGAGUAAGAACCACAGAAAGCUGUUUUAUUACAAGCGAGUGUCAUUAUUCAGGCCUGCAGUACCUGGAGGAGGUUAAGUAAAAAAAAAAAAAAAUGAGGUACGCCUAACCUGGAGAGUACGAACCAUAGAAAGUUGCUCUAUUACAAGUGAGUGUCAUUAUUCAGGACUGCAGUACCUGGAGGAGGUUAAGUAAAAAAAAAUAGGUACGCCUAACCUGGAGAGUACGAACCACAGAAAGUUAUUUCUUACAAGUGAGUGUCAUUAUUUAGGACUGCAGUACUAAGCCAAAAAAAAAAAAUAGGUACUCCUAACCUGGAGAGUACAAACCACAGAAAGUUGCUUUAUUACAAGUGAGCGUCAUUGUUCAGGACGGCAGUACCCGGAGGAGGUUACGUCCAAAAAAAAAAGAGGUACUCCUAUUAUGGAGAGUAAGAACCACAGAAAGCUGCUUUAUUACAAGUGAGUGUCAUUAUUCAGGACUGCAGUACCUGUAGGAGAUUAAGUUAAAAAAAAAUACUUCUCCUAACCCGGAGAGUACAAACCACAGAAAGUGGCUUUAUUACAAGUGAGUGUCAUUAUUCAGGACUGCAGUACCCGGAGGAGGUUAAGUCAAAAAAAAUAUUUAAAAAAUGAGGUACUCCUAUUAUGGAGAGUAAGAACCACAGAAAAAUUCUUUAUUACAAGUGAGUGUCAUCCUUCAGGACCUGUAGGAGGUUAAGUCCCAAAAUUUAGGUAAGUCCAAAAAAUUAGGUAAGCCUAACCUGGAGAGUACGAACCACAGAAAGUUUUUUCUUACAAGUGAGUGUCAUCCUUCAGGACUUGUAGGAGGUUAAGUCCCAAAAUUUAGGUAAGUCCAAAAAAUUAGGUAAGCCUAACCUGGAGAGUACGAACCACAGAAAGUUUUUUCUUACAAGUGAGUGUCAUUUUUCAGGACUGCAGUACUAAGUAAAAAAAAAACAGGAGGUACUCCUAACCUGGAGAGUACGAACUACAGAAAGUUGCUUUAUUACAAGUGAGUGUCCUUAUUCAAGACUGCAGUACCUGGAUGAGGUUAAAGUCAAAAAAUGAGGUACCCCUAACCUGUAGAGUACGAACCACAGAAAGUUCUUUGUUACAAGUGAGUGUCAUUAUUCAGAACUGCAGUACUAAGUCAAAAAAAAAAAAAAGGUACUGUACUCCUAACCUGGAGACUACAAACCACAUAAAGUUGCUUUAUUACAAAUGAGUGUCCUUAUUCAGUAUUGCAGUACCUGGAGGAGGUUAAGUAAAAAAAAUGAGGUACGCCUAACCUCGAGAGUACGAACCACAGAAAGUUCUUUAUUACAAGUGAGUGUCAUUAUUCAGGACUGCAGUACCUGGAGGAGGUUAAGUCCAAAAAAUUAGGUACGCCUAACCUGGAGAGUACGAACCACAGAAAGUUCUUUAUUACAAGUGAGAGUCAUUAUUCAGGACUGCAGUACUAAGUCGGAAAAAAAAAAUAGGUACCCCUAACCUGGAGAGUACAAACCACAGAAAGUGGCUUUAUUACAAGUUAGUGUCAUUAUUCAGGACUGCAGUACCUGGAGGAGGUUAAGUCCAAAAAAUUAGUUACACCUAACCUGAAGAGUACGAACCACAGACGCAAUCAACGUUAACAGCCCUGGAACUUUUCUGACACCCCCAGAGAACAAAGAACCCUACAGACAACUCCCAGGUCAACCUUGUUUCGGAGCACCCGCAUCUCACGCUACAUUAAACCAGUGGUGUCAGGCCACUUAUAUUAAAAAUAAUAAUAAAAUAAAAUAAAAAAACUACAUAACUGAACUGCCUACUGUGUGCAUUGCAUCGAUAAUAUAUUUAUUAGAAGAGAGAAUAUUGUAUAUAUACAGUAUAAGUAACCCAGUGAUAGUCUACACAUAUACGUUCUGUAUGUUCUGCUAUGUGUUUAACGAGUAGUGAGUCGUUCCGUGGAAAUAGAAGUGACCUUAGAAGUGGGAACUCUAGUGGGAAUAGAUCUAUCGAUAGGAUUGGAGGGAAUUUGUGACUUUCCUGGAAAAAUGUGGUGCCAUAAGUCUAAAAACUGUGUGCGCAUUUGUUUAAAAAUAUGUUUGUUUUUUUAAAGUGCCAUGAUUGGACGUGCCCAUGCCAGGAUUUACAUGGGGGCUUAGACAUAUCUAAUGACAUUUAGUUGAUUAAAACUCCCAAUAAGACAGCACGGCCUGGGAAUUAACUGAUUGUAAAUUAAGGGUUAUGAAUAAUAAGUUGUGAAUUUGUCUCGAUGUACCACGGCACUUAUUUCUUGUUUAUAGCUUUAAAAAAUCUCAAGUCUGUCCCACUUUUUUAUUUUAUUUUUUUUGGUUGAAAAUCUUCAAGGAUGUAUUAUUUCAUAUGUAAUGUUUUUUUUUUCUUAUCACUGCUUCUGUCCAUAUGUCAACAAUGCUUAAAGGAGAAAUGCACAUAAAAAAAAAAUCUUGCCUAUCAUUUACAAUCCUCCUGUAAGACAAGAAACAUAUAUUUUCUUUAUAUUGCAUUCUAAAUAGUAAAUAAAUGCCAGCAAAAGUCAGCUAUUGGAGUCGCUCUAUUCUGCUUAUACAACAUUUAAAAAAACACCUCCAUUAAGGUUUAAUAUACACACUGAAAGUAAGUAUAUUAGCUAACAAACAUAUAAGCCAACAAACAUAAUAAAACAUCACUUACUGUACAACGUCUGCCCUCGCUGGGAUGCCGACUGAUAGGUUGCUUAUAUAUUCCUGUUUUGAUGGAGAAUGACUCAUAAAUCAAGCGUAUUUUCGCGUCCUUCUCGCCAUUACCGGGUCUGAAUUGGAUGCCAAAUUUGACCAACUUGUCAGAUUAUGUCCUCGUCCUUCUAUUGUCAAGGCGAAAGGCAGGGGUCCCCAAACCUUUUGACCCCGGUGCUAGGUUAUAGAUACAUGUAUAUAUACGUUAGGUCAGGAAAAAAAACACAGAGGCUAUUUCAUCCCUACAAGCCUGUUUUGCAGGUUUCCCUGCUUUUCAGGGGAUUUAUAUAUAUAUAUAUAUAUAUAUAUAUAUAUAUAUAUAUGUACAUAUAUACAUACAGUCAAGGUUACUGUGGUUUAUUCCAGUGUUCUCGAACUUUUUUGUAGCUGCGGACCGGUCAAUGCUUGAUAAAUUUGUCCCGCGGCCCGGCGGGGGGAGGGGAUUAUUAUUAUUUUUUUUUUUUGUCAUGAAAAAGGGAGGUUUUUUUGGGUUGGUGCACUAAUUGUAAGUGUAACUUGUGUUGUUUAUGUUGAUUUAGUAAAAAAAAAAAAAAAAAAAACAAUUUGUAAAAUUAAUAAAUAAAUAAAACAUUAUUCUGCGGCCCGGUG